Abrus precatorius (Indian licorice) is the source of this 932-nucleotide messenger RNA. RefSeq lists its product as uncharacterized. The record is from RefSeq and is a predicted model, not a curated record. NCBI's taxonomy places the organism in Eukaryota, Viridiplantae, Streptophyta, Magnoliopsida, Fabales, Fabaceae. The transcript is spliced from 2 exons. The coding region runs from base 260 to 682 and encodes 140 amino acids.
UAGAAACGCGUGCACUACUGAUAAGUCUCAUCGUGUGUGAAAUGGGAACACGUCUCAACGGUUACCGUUCUCAAUUCUAAUGUCUUCAAUUUCGCUUUGUUCUAAUUUCUUAUAGCAGUUAGUUACUAUCCCUUCUUCCAAGCACAACCACCAUUUUCAUCUCUAUCUCUGUUCCAUUAAAACAAAAACCGUUUUACAUGAAAAAAAUUCUCAAUCCAAUCACACACUCUUUCUCAUUCAUUAAUAUCGUUUUCAAUUAAUGACUCGCCAAGUCGUCGUCGUUUCGCAGCCGGCGCAUAGCCACCGGCGGCGGGGCGUCGGCGAGAUGACCGGCGCCGCCGCCGCGGAAUGCGCCGCCGUGUGCUGCUGCUGUCCCUGCACAGUCCUCAACCUCGUCGUGCUUGCCGUGUACACUGUGCCCAAGGGCCUGUUUAGGAAGGCCAUGGACAAGAGACGACGCCGUUUGAUCUCGAACAGCAAGAAAAACGAAGUCGUUUUAUUGCAGCGGCAGAGGUCCAGCAGCACCGUCUCCACCGACAUUCCGUCGGAGGAGGCGUACUUCGCGACGGAGCCUGCGGCGGCGGAGAAGUUGGAGAGCGUGGCGUUGGAGAAGGAGAUGUGGGCCCGGUUCGCGGGAACCGGGUUCUGGCGGAGCGAAUCUCAGCGCCAACCGUACCUGUAAAAACCGAACCGAUCUUGUAAAUAAGAUAAAAGAGGUCGUGGGACACGUGUUGAAAUGGUGGAGAGUGGGAGUUCCUGGGAAUCAGGGAUUCGGCGGAAGCUAUGUUCGUGUGAUUGGAAAAAAGCCAAAUGAGACAACGUGUUUGGAUUUUUAUUUUGCAUUGGAGAUUAUUUUAGUUAGAAACACGUAGGAGAAUUGUAAAAAUAUGUAGUAUUUUUCAUUAAACGAUUUAGUCCAAUUGUUCAAAGUU